Leptosia nina is the source of this 246-nucleotide messenger RNA. Lineage: Eukaryota; Metazoa; Arthropoda; Insecta; Lepidoptera; Pieridae. The record is from the annotation of a GenBank genome assembly.
AUGGCAACUACGGGUAGUGAAAUGUGGCUGCAGUGGUUCGCGUGCUGCUACCAGCCGGCUGCUCAGGCGCAGCGGACGAGGCGGAGGAUAGACAGGUCCAUGAUUAGCGCACCAACCAAUUUCCAACACACUGGACACAUAGGCUCAACAGACGUAGAUAUGCCGUCCUCUCUGCUCCACUCCAUCCAGAACCAGAUGCAGAGUAAAGGCGGCUACGAAAUGGCUUACGGUGUUAAGGUAUACUGA